This is a messenger RNA of Suillus fuscotomentosus, 675 nucleotides long. Its product is annotated as ORMDL family-domain-containing protein. The transcript has 5 exons. Gene Ontology annotation, cellular component: endoplasmic reticulum membrane. Gene Ontology annotation, biological process: negative regulation of ceramide biosynthetic process; ceramide metabolic process; intracellular sphingolipid homeostasis. Bases 1 to 675 code for a protein of 224 amino acids. Lineage: Eukaryota; Fungi; Basidiomycota; Agaricomycetes; Boletales; Suillaceae. The record is from RefSeq and is a predicted model, not a curated record.
AUGUCACGCCCUUCACCAAAGUUACUACAUCUUACGGUAUCCGUUCCGGCUGAUAUCAAAGGUCGUCGGCGAAGCGGGAGCAUCGUCAAGGUCGAAGAAGUCGGUGGGCGUACAGAGGAACUUUUGGACCGUAGCGCGUACCUCAAUAUCAAUGCUAACUGGGUGAAUGCAAAGGGUGCAUGGCUCAUACACGUCGUUUUGGUCUUCAUGGGAAAGAUCAUUAUCGAUACUAUACCUGGUAUGACGCAACAAAUCAGCUGGACACUCGUUAACCUUAUAUACCUCAAUCUAUCGUAUCUCAUGUUCCACUGGGUUACCGGCAUUCCCUUCGACAACGAGCUCCACGGCGGCGCAUAUGACGAUCUCUCUCUCUGGGAGCAAAUUGAUGACGGCGCGCAAUAUACACCAUCUAAAAAGUGGUUAUUCACCGCACCUAUAUUACUUUUCCUGGCUUCGACACACUACACGAAUUACAAUCCUUGGCUAUUCGCUAUCAAUCUCACCGCUCUCAUCGUACUUGCCAUCAUCCCAAAACUCCCUCAGCUUCACAGACAACGCGUUCGUUUCCUUACAGGCGACGCCUCAGGCGUCUCAACGCCUGUCACGCCCUCCUUCCCGAGGAUGGAUCAGAAUCCACUACAUGCCACAAACCCAGCCGAUGCUCACUUCGGGUAG